AAAACGCCGCUGCAGAAGAGCAUGGACCUGCUGGGGAAGCAGCUGUCGCUCUACUCCUUCGGCAUCAUCGGAGUCAUCAUGCUGGUCGGCUGGCUGCAGGGGAAAAAGGUCAUGGACAUGUUCACCAUCGGAGUCAGUCUGGCGGUAGCAGCGAUCCCUGAGGGUUUACCCAUCGUGGUGACGGUGACGUUGGCUCUCGGUGUGAUGAGGAUGGUGAAGAAACGAGCGAUCGUCAAGAAGCUUCCUAUCGUAGAGACUCUGGGAUGCUGUAACGUGAUCUGUUCAGAUAAGACAGGAACUCUGACGAAGAACGAGAUGACGGUCACUCAGCUGUACACGUCAGACGGACUCCACGCCGAGGUGACCGGCGUCGGAUACAACGGAGCAGGAGACGUUCUACUGGACGGAGAGAUGAUCCACGGUUUCUCCUGUUCGUCCAUCAGCAGGAUAGUCGAGGUGGGCUGUGUGUGUAAUGACUCCGUCAUCAGGAGCAGGACUCUGCUUGGUCGGCCUACAGAAGGAGCGCUCAUCGCUCUCGCUAUGAAGAUGGGUCUUGAAGGCCUCCAGCAGGAGUACGUGCGUGUGGAGGAGCAUCCGUUCAGCUCUGAUAAGAAGUGGAUGGCUAUUCGCUGCGUUCACCGAACCCAGCAGGACAAGCCUCCGGUGUAUUUCAUGAAGGGAGCGUACGAGCAGGUGAUCCGUUUCUGCAGCUCUUACAACAGCAGAGGAAGCGUACUUCCUCUGAGCCACCAGCAGAGGGAGCUCUACCAGCAGCAGAUCAGCUACAUGGGCAGCGGCGGGCUGAGAGUCUUGGCGUUUGCGUCUGGCUCUGAGAUGGGAGCUUUGACCUUUCUGGGUCUGGUGGGCAUCAUCGACCCUCCGAGGUCAGGGGUCAAAGAAGCCGUUGCGGCGCUCAUCAGCUCCGGAGUCGCCAUCAAAAUGAUCACCGGAGACUCUCAGGAGACGGCCGUGUCCAUAGCCAGUCGUCUGGGUCUCUUCUCUAAAGGCUGUCAGUGUUUGUCCGGAGACGAGGUGGAUCAGCUCGACCUGCAGCAGCUUUCAAACAUCGUCUCCAGAGUAACCGUGUUUUAUCGAGCCAGUCCAAGACACAAGCUGAAGAUCGUCAAGUCUCUCCAGAACAUCGGCGCCGUGGUGGCGAUGACGGGCGACGGCGUGAACGACGCUGUGGCUCUGAAGGCCGCUGACAUCGGCGUGGCGAUGGGCCAGACGGGAACCGACGUCUGCAAAGAGGCGGCCGACAUGAUCCUGGUGGACGACGACUUCCAGACCAUCAUGUCGGCCAUCGAGGAGGGAAAAGGGAUUUACAACAACAUCAAAAACUUUGUCCGCUUCCAGCUGAGCACGAGUAUUGCAGCUCUGACACUCAUCUCCUUGGCGACGCUGAUGAACUUCCCCAACCCGCUGAACGCCAUGCAGAUCCUGUGGAUCAACAUCAUCAUGGACGGACCUCCUGCUCAGAGUUUGGGCGUGGAGCCUGUAGACGGGGAUGUGAUCAGAAAGCCGCCUCGUAACGUUAGAGACAGCAUCAUCACCCGAAGUCUGAUCGUCAAGGUCCUGGUGUCAGCGCUCGUCAUCGUCUGUGGGACGCUGUUCGUCUUCUGGAGAGAGUUGCAGGACAACGUGAUCACUCCUCGAGACACAACCAUGACUUUCACCUGCUUUGUGUUCUUCGACAUGUUCAACGCUCUGAGCUCCAGAUCACAGACUCGUAUGGUUCAUGAGAUGGGUCUCUGCAGUAACAGGACGUUCUGUUACGCCGUCCUGGCCUCCAUCAUGGGUCAACUCCUCGUCAUCUACUUCCCUCCUCUGCAGAGCGUCUUCCAGACAGAGAGCCUCAGCAUCCUGGACUUGCUCUUCCUGGUGGCGCUCACCUCCUCCGUCUGCGUCGUCUCAGAGUCCAUCAAGAAGAUAGAGAGGUGGAGAGGACUGGAGAAAAGCCCGUCCUUCGAUAGCUUCCACGAGGUAUGAUCCAACCCCCCGCCGCUCCGCCUCCAAGGAAGAAGAGGUUUGGAGGAUGAUGAGGAUGAUGAAGGUGAUGGGAGCUUUUAAGGAUCUUACAUCUGAUGGCACUGACUUAUUAAGACUGUAAGGACUUCCUCUGAGACCCUCCAGAGGGAGAAGCUCUGGUCUGGGACCGGAGGAAGCUCUCUGCUUUGGUGAAGGGGGGGAAAGGGUUGGGUAGGGGGCGUUAUUGGGGGGGGUACUGGACUUUGUUUAAACUGGGAGGACAAGAUGGCUGCUGGAAGAUCUGACCCUGUACUCAUCGUUAGAGGGUCUCACUACUGAACCCCGCAGCGUCGGUUUUAGCUCCGCCUCCUCCUCCUCCGUGCCGGCCUCGUUUUUAGAUUCGUAAGCUCUCUUUUGGGGGGGGAAACUGCCACGGAACGACCGACUACAACUUCCUCCCAAACCCCCCCCACCCCAACACACACACACACACACACACACACACACACACACCCGCCGUGUAAGAUGUCUGAAGAAUCAAGGCUAGAGACGUGUGCAAUUUCCUUUCUUCUUUUUUUCUUUUUUUCUUUUUUUUUUCACUCUUCUGUUUUUACUCGUAUCAUUUAGAAGGUGUUGACCACUAUUCAGCUUGAUUUUCAGGACUUUUUAAAUUCUUCUGUUGUUGUUUUGUUGUUGGGUUUAAACUUUACGGUCGAUGGCGGGGGGGAGGGGAAGGAGGGGGGAGGAGUUAAAGUUCAUGGUGGAGGUGUAACGGUACUAAAAACAUUCCUUGGAUCAUUAGUUAGGUGUGUUUUCGGUUCAGUGUGGAUUUAGGUUUUUUGGUUAUUUUCACAUUUAAAGCAUUUAUUUAAAGGCAGAGCAACAUGUUAACAAUGGAGGAUAUUUAAAGAGGCACUUACAUUUAAAAAUAGCAAAUGGAAAAUGUUAAAUUGUAAAAAAGAAAAAUUGCAAAGUAGUUGCAUUUAAAUUGGGUUUUUUUUCAUUGACAUUUUCAAUUUCAUCUUUUUAUGCAGUUUUGAGGAUUUUCCAUUUAAAUGUUUAUAUUUAAAAUUUCCCUUUUUUUUCAUUAUCAUUUUACAUUUUCAAAUUAGCUUUUUCUAUUUCCCUUUUCUUUUUCUUUUUUUAAGGUUUAACUACGGCUUGAUUAAUCCUGGUGCUGUAGUAAAAUAAUCUUUAUUAAUGUCUUAUUUAGACUCUUAAUAUCCUUCAUAGUUAACAGUUUGCACAAAAGCAAAGAACUGCAAGUAAAUAACAACAAAUAAUAAAAAAUAUAAGACUAAAAUCUGCAUAUUUUUAAUAGCUGUAACUUUAUUGUGGCAGUUUGUCUCUGCUGCCCCCCCAGUGGCCAAAAUCAGCUACUGCAGGCUAAAAGUCUUGAUUCCUUAAAAACAACUUUUCUAAAGUCCGCUCUGCUUUUUUCUUCAUUCUUAAGACUCGACACAAGUCCAACUUUACUUUAAGUCGCUCUGUUUAGCGUUUAUAAGCAAGUUAGUCCAUUUUUUUAUGGACAUUUUGCAAAUAUUGUCUGUUUUCAGCUCCUGAAAUGUUGUAAUUUGUGAUAAUAAAUUGAAUUUCUUUGGAUUUUUGGAUUUUUGAAGAUGACACAGUUGGCUCUAAUAUUAAAGAGCAUUUAUAGAUAUAAUGAUGAGUUGGCUGAUUUAAUUAUAAUUAAAGUAAUUAUGCACUAAAUGGUUUAUAACACAGUAGAACAUAAUUAUAAAGACAUGUUUAGGUGUUUAUUAAUGUUCAAUUAUAACUUCUACAAUGAAGACAUACUUUAUAUUAUUACAGUGCUUUAUUAUAUAGUCAUUCAUCAGUUAGAGUUGUUGGUUAAAACAUAAUUAAACACUUAAAUCUGCUUUUAAGGAUGUUAUAGUUUGUUAUAAAGACGUAUUAACUGUUUAUAUGCUGCUUAUAAAUGCUAAAUGAGAAGUUGGGGGUCAAGAUUUUCUCACUUGUUUUAACACUAUUCUGUUUUUAUGAUUUAAUAAUAGACAGAAAUGACUGUAUAAGAUGGAGAUUCUACAGAAAAGCACAAAAUUAGCUUUAUUUAUUUAUUUUUUUUCGAUCUUGAAAAAUCCCUCAAAUGAAUCUGAAGCGAGAGAAGAGGAAGUGAAUGUGCCGUUACACCUGCUGCCGUUCAGGCUUUGUUUUACAUGCUUGUUCCUUCGCACACUGGGUUAUAAAUUAAACAUGUCUGGUUUCAGUUGAGCAGCUGAUAAACAAAUAAACAAACGUUUUUUCAUGUCAUAUUUAAGCUUUUCUACACUCGCCGCCUCUCAUAUUAUAAGAGCCUCUUAUAUAUAUUUAAAUAUAUAUAUAUACGGCUGUUUAAGCUUCCUGUCGUCCUCCCGGCUCAAAAUGACCCCGUCUGUUUUUGACUGUUCCUUCUUUCCUCCCUUCCUUCCUUCCUUCCUCUGUCCUUCCUCCUUUCCUUCCCUCUUCCUUCCUCCCCUCCUUCCCUUCCUUCUUCCUUCCUCCCUUCCUUCCUUUCCUUCCUCCCUCUUUUCUUUUCUCCUUCCCUCCUUCCUUCCUUCUUUCCUCCAUCCAUCCUUCCU
Molecule: messenger RNA, 4547 nt
Organism: Scomber scombrus (Atlantic mackerel)
Lineage: Eukaryota; Metazoa; Chordata; Actinopteri; Scombriformes; Scombridae
Gene: atp2c1
Product: ATPase secretory pathway Ca2+ transporting 1
Biological process (GO): manganese ion transport; intracellular calcium ion homeostasis; calcium ion transmembrane transport
Cellular component (GO): endoplasmic reticulum; Golgi membrane; plasma membrane
Molecular function (GO): ATP binding; P-type calcium transporter activity; ATP hydrolysis activity
Source: RefSeq, a predicted model, not a curated record